UCAAUCAAUUUCUCACUUGCAGAUGACUCCCGUGUCACAUUUUUGGACGAUGAUGAUGACGAAUUGUCCACCAAUAACGGCAUUCAAUACUCAGAUUUGGACGACAUGGAGUACGAAAAAGAUAACGAAGACGACACGUUGAUUCCUCAACUGAGGAUGUCACACGAGUUGCAGGAAAACUACAUCACGCUACCGGAUAAGGAUGGAGAAUUUCAAAUUGUUCCACGGUUUUCGGUUCGGGAAAGUCGUCACAACAGUAGCCAAUAUGAUGCGAUCAAGUACGUGCGGUUUCGAUUCUACAACCGUUUGAAUCGAAACCAAUCGGCCGAGUUCGGUUUUGAUAAGAUCCGAUCGCUACCGCACGAUUACGGCUUCAAUGUGUUGCUUCCAACGAUGAUCCUGAUUCACGGUUGGCUAGGCAGUUCCGAGUCCGAAGUGAUUGAACCACUGGCACAAGAGCUGUUGGAACACACCAAUUUGAACGUUCUGGCUGUAGAUUGGGAGAAGGGCGCAAGUACGUUGCUGUAUCCCGUUGCAAGAUAUCGUGUUCCAAAAGUUGGCAAAUUGGUAGCGGCGGUGAUAGAUCGAAUUUUAGAUUUUGGCCAAACGCCGGAACAGAUCGGAAUCAUUGGACAUAGCCUGGGGGCGCACAUUGCUGGAAUGGCCGGGAAGAGCACCCGACGAAAGAUUGGUUGCAUCGUUGGGUUAGACCCCGCCUCACCACUAUUUCGCUUGAAGAAGCCUUCGAAACGUCUGUCGGAUACUGACGCACAAUACGUGGAGGUGAUCCACACCAACGGAAAAGCGCUGGGCAUAUUUUCAAGCAUUGGAGUGGCCGAUUUCUAUCCCAAUGGUGGAGCGAAGCAACCCGGCUGUGGGUGGAACAUCAGUUGCAGUCACCAGAGAGCGGUGGACUACUUUAAGGAGAGUCUCAAGACUCGUAAUUUUUUCGCCAAUCGAUGUAACGACGAGAAGGGUUUGAGUUCGAAUUGUUCGUUGGGCGUUGCUACGUUGGGAGGGUUUAGAGCGCUGAGGAAAAACGGAAAGCCCCGGGGAGUGUACUACACGCUGACUGCCGACAAAAAACCAUUUUUGAGGAGUGUUUGAUUCGGAGGAUUAGUGAGGGAAUGAAAAAUUGUUCCAAUAAAUCUGAUAAUUCCAAUAAAUCAUUUUGUAUAAGAAGCUUCAGAAGGCCCAACUUAGCCAACAGGGAAUCGACAGGAAUUGUCAGCGAAAUAUUAUUGCAUAACGUCAAUUGAAUCAUUACGUCAAUGACUACUAGGGUGGUUCAAAAAAUCGAUUUUGCUACACAGUGCUCAUCUGAUUCUUUAUCAUGUCCUGAGUGUCCUCUGAAAAUUUGAGCUCAUUUGGAUUAAAACUGAUUUAGCACAAGCGAUUACAAGUUUGCAUGCAAAUUAGUAUGGGAAAAUUUAUUUUUUCAGUAUACUGUAAAUGACGCUUCCGCAUUAAGCGUAGGUUAAAAGAAAACCUACAUAGCUAAAAGGAAUACUCAACAGCUUUCACCCAACGAAAACCGCAUGUUGAUCAAUCGCCCCAAUAAUUAGUAAUCGAUUUUAAUACAGGUUGCGAAUCUUUAGUCAUAGUCAAACUUCUUUGAGGGCAUCACUGAAAUGUGCAGUGCAACAUAGUAGCCUGAAUUUGUGUGUGCUAGCUUUCGCGCCACGAGCAGCAAUGUUGCAUGUUGAGGAGUUAUGCAAUUAGCUCCA
Molecule: messenger RNA, 1727 nt
Organism: Armigeres subalbatus
Lineage: Eukaryota; Metazoa; Arthropoda; Insecta; Diptera; Culicidae
Product: phospholipase A1-like
Exons: 1
Biological process (GO): lipid catabolic process
Molecular function (GO): lipase activity
Source: RefSeq, a predicted model, not a curated record